Molecule: messenger RNA, 603 nt
Organism: Haemonchus placei
Lineage: Eukaryota; Metazoa; Nematoda; Chromadorea; Rhabditida; Trichostrongylidae
Source: the annotation of a GenBank genome assembly
GGAUUUGUCGCAUGCCGCAAGGCGAACGUGGGAAAUUGGGGAAAACUUCCGUUACCUGAGAUUUCUUCCUUGGAUAAACCUACGACCCCCAAAGAUAACCUAAGGGACGCUGCCGGAAAUAAAAGUCAAGAUAGGGCCAACGCGUUGCCACCUUUUAAUGCAAUUUGGAACGUCUCAAAGAUAUCGCUCACUACAGAAGGGAUUGGCUUAGAGUCCUACCCUCACGGUUGUGUUGCCGACAUGUAUCACAACCACACUUCAUUUGCUGCUGCUAUUAACUCAACAUUUCUGUUCGUAGUGACCGUAAAAGGAAUCCUUCCACUGCUUGCAGGCUGUUAUGCUGGACAUCCUGCACCGACAAAUUCUUCGUAUACGGUUUUGGCAACGGAACGGAUAAGAAAAAAGCCUCCACCCGUCAUCGAAGCUCGACCGAAGGUGAAGUUGACGAAGAAACAGAAGAAAUGCAUGAAAGUGCGCCGUAAGAGGGCUGCAAGGAUGAAAAAGCGAGUAGAAAAACUUCGUAAAGAAGCAGAGAAACAGAAAACGGAGUUGUUGAAGAAGACGGUCAGUUUCCUAGUUGUCACUUCCAUAGGUUGUAAGUAA